AAUUCGACCACAGGACGGAAGCAAGGAUCGUAGCCAACAAAACUGCCCUCGAGAUCUCGAGGGAGACUUGGAGGGCACUCUCUGGUGUUCUCCCCUCUAGGGUUUCUCAGAGGGGGAUCGAGAUCGAGAUCUCAAGUUUUGCGCUCCCUUCCCCCUUCGUCUUGGCUCGAGACUCCCCGGGCCAAGACUCGAUCGAGUUCGGGAAGGGCGGCGGUCGCGAUUUGAAUGGUGGAUUGGCCCUCGGAUUUGGGGCUUUUCUUGGAUUCUGUUGCUUCUUUCUGCUUCCCGAGGUUGAGAGGGUAAGGGGACGUGGGGGAUGGCGUCGCCGAAGAAGGAGGGGUUCUUGACGGAUGGGCAGAGGGAGGUGCUGAAGAUAGCGGCGCAGAAUGCGGAGGUGCUGUCCUCGUCCCCGAGAUCGCCGACUUCUUUGUUGUUUUCGGAGUACCACAACAAGGGCGGGGCCGGUGGGAAGGCUUCUACUGCUGUGAGGCAUGUAAGGCGGAGCCACUCCGGGAAAAUAGUGCGAGUGAAGAAGGAUGGUGCUGGUGGUAAAGGCACAUGGGGCAAACUCCUUGAUACUGAUUCGGACACACGCCUCGAUCGUAAUGAUCCAAAUUAUGAUAGUGGCGAGGAACCAUAUGAGUUAGUAGGUGCCACCAUUUCUACCCCUUUUGAUGACUACAAGAAGUCUGUAGUGACAAUCAUUGAAGAGUAUUUCACCACUGGUGAUGUGGAGUUGGCUGCCUCUGAUCUUAAAGAUCUCGGUGCUGACGAGUACCAUCACUACUUCGUUAAGAAACUUGUCUCCAUGGCAAUGGAUCGGCAUGACAAAGAAAAAGAAAUGGCAUCAGUUUUGUUGUCUGCUCUAUAUGCUGAUGUGAUCAGUUCAGCUCAAAUCAGCCAAGGUUUUGUCAUGCUUCUUGAGUCUGUUGACGACCUGGCACUUGACAUACUUGAUGCUGUUGAUGUGCUUGCCUUGUUCAUCGCCCGUGCAGUUGUUGAUGAUAUCCUACCUCCUGCCUUCCUUGCUAGAGUACAGAGAACGCUUGCUGAGUCCUCUAAAGGGUUUCAAGUUAUCCAGACUGCUGAAAAGAGCUAUCUUUCAGCUCCCCACCAUGCAGAGUUAGUUGAGCGACGUUGGGGUGGCAGUACUCACAUCACUGUUGAAGAGGUUAAAAGGAAGAUUACAGAUUUGUUGAGAGAAUAUAUUGAGAGUGGAGAUACAGCAGAGGCCUGUAGGUGCAUAAGGGAGUUAGGGGUUUCAUUCUUCCACCAUGAAGUUGUGAAGCGAGCUUUGAUACUUGCAAUGGAGAUCCCCACAUCAGAGCCUCUUAUUCUAAAGCUUUUAAAAGAAGCAGCAGAAGAAUGUUUGAUUAGCUCUAGUCAAAUGGCCAAGGGUUUCUCACGGCUUGCUGAGAGUCUUGAUGACCUUUCUCUUGAUAUUCCCUCUGCAAAAUCCUUGUUCCAGUUGAUAGUACCAAAAGCAAUUUCUGAAGGAUGGCUGGACCCUUCCUUCCUGAAGUUGGCAACUGCAGAUGGGGAAGGCAGAGAUGAUGAAAGCAAGAAGUUAAGAAGGUAUAAGGAAGAAGUGGUGACCAUAAUACAUGAAUACUUUCUCUCUGAUGACAUACCCGAGCUCAUUCGAAGCCUUGAAGACCUUGCCACCCCAGAGUUUAAUCCUAUCUUUAUCAAGAAACUAAUCACACUUGCCAUGGAUCGGAAGAAUAGAGAAAAGGAAAUGGCGUCUGUCCUGCUCUCUGCACUAAGUAUGGAAAUCUUUUCGAGCGAUGAUAUUGUUAAUGGAUUUAUAAUGCUUCUAGAGUCUGCAGAAGAUACUGCUCUGGACAUUUUAGAUGCCUCUAAUGAGCUAGCUCUGUUUCUAGCUAGGGCUGUUAUCGAUGAUGUGUUAGCCCCCUUAAACCUGGAGGAGAUUAGCAGCAAGCUCCCACCCAAGUGCAGUGGAAGCGAGACUGUUCGCAUGGCACGCUCGCUUGUUUCUGCUCGCCAUUCAGGUGAGAGGCUUCUGAGAUGCUGGGGUGGGGGCACAGGUUGGGCAGUGGAAGAUGCAAAGGACAAGGUUACGAAGCUUCUAGAGGAGUAUGAGAGUGGUGGUGAUGUGGGGGAAGCAUGUCAAUGCAUCCGUGACUUAGGGAUGCCUUUCUUCAACCAUGAAGUAGUAAAGAAAGCAUUAGUUAUGGCAAUGGAAAAAAAGAAUGACAGGCUUUUGGAUCUGCUACAAGAGUGUUUCAGUGAAGGGUUGAUUACCAUCAACCAGAUGACCAAAGGAUUUUCCAGGGUGAGGGAUGGUCUUGAUGACUUGGCCCUUGACAUUCCCAAUGCCAAGGAGAAAUUUCGAUCAUAUGUAGAGAAUGCUAGGAAGCAUAGCUGGCUCCUACCAUCCUUUUCAGCAGCUACUCCAUCGCCAGUUGCUGUAGCCACUUGAAGCAUCAGCUGAUUCUGCUGUCAUUUCGUGCUCUGGUUCCUCGCAACUUUUGCUGUUUGUGUUGGUACUUGUGCUUUGUAAGGCAGGAUUGGGAGAGAAUUUGCCAUGGCUUUGAUGAUGCUUUAUUGAGGAGUUGGCAUCUAUGCCCUGGGUACAAGGUAGCUACUAGAGGUUGGUUUUGGUUCUGUGCAGCACUUAUUAUGGGUAGAUUUCAGGAAAUGUUAGACAAAUGUUUUAAGGGUGUACUGAUAUUGCCAUGCAAAAAAAAAAAAAGUCUUGACCUGUAUAAAUGGCCUUUAGGUUAUAUACUUGCUACUAUUUUCUUUCAAAUUUGUGGUAUGAUUAUCAUCGGAGCAUCAAUUGCUAUUAUGGAAAAACCGUGUAAUCCUAAAUAAGAUGGAGGUUGGAUUGCUUUUGAUUCUUGGGCAAAGCUGGAUUUGGAGUCUUGCUGCGGAAGACUCUGGCCAGCCAGCCCUACUUGGUACCCUUGUCUCAUAUCUUGCAGUUCUAAAUAAUGGUUGGCUGCUUGGUUUU
Messenger RNA from Elaeis guineensis (African oil palm), 2977 nucleotides. Its product is annotated as MA3 DOMAIN-CONTAINING TRANSLATION REGULATORY FACTOR 1. Gene Ontology annotation, biological process: negative regulation of DNA-templated transcription. The record is from RefSeq and is a predicted model, not a curated record. NCBI's taxonomy places the organism in Eukaryota, Viridiplantae, Streptophyta, Magnoliopsida, Arecales, Arecaceae.